Molecule: messenger RNA, 1440 nt
Organism: Hippoglossus stenolepis (Pacific halibut)
Lineage: Eukaryota; Metazoa; Chordata; Actinopteri; Pleuronectiformes; Pleuronectidae
Gene: tmem130
Product: transmembrane protein 130
Exons: 8
Coding region: 55-990 (311 amino acids)
Source: RefSeq, a predicted model, not a curated record
CUUUAGUCCUACUGGAGGUCCCUGCAGUGAUCUCCUGCUACAGCGACAGCAAACAUGGAAAGAAAAAAUGCCUUCUGGAUCGUGAUGCUUCUUCUCCCGGUGCUCCUGGGUGUGGCAGAGACUACGGGCCCUUUGUCAGAUUUAGAAAAUAUUGCCGGGAAGCUGGUUUUCUAUCAGACGGAGGGAAAUGCCACCUAUGUGAGAGACAUGGGAGAUCUGGCGUCAGAUGUUCCCACAGAGACCAUGUUUGAACUCUUCGAUCCCCAGAGGAAUUUCAGCAGAUCUAAAUUCACCUAUACGUGGGAUUUAGGCAAUGGAGAAGUGAUCCAGGGGACAGAGCCGGUUGUCCGCUACCAUUACCCAGAGUCAGGGAACUACACACUGCGGCUGAAAGUGGGAGUCAACGUGACCAAAUACACUCCAGCAAUCACUGGGGUCUACUCCACAGACGUCCAAGUGCUCGAUGCCAUCAAAAACAUUGAGCUGAGGAGCCCUUCAGAUUACGAGGUGGCUCAGGACUCCAGUUUGGCUUUUCACGUUGAUGGAAGUCCUCCUAUGUGGGUGUGCUGGCGCUUCCUGCCCUACUGUGUGCCGGACAUCAUGGGCGGCUGCACACUGACCAUGUUGUAUGAAAACACCCUGAGGCUGAACCACACCUUCACCUCGGCCGGCAUCCACUGCCUGGACAUCAGUGUCCGCAAUGAAAUCAGCAAACUGCAGACCUCCUUCAGUCUCUAUGUCAAGAGGAACAGCAACCCGCACCUCCUCUUCAUGCUGUCAUGUGCUGCCGUACUCAUCGCCACUUUCUCCUUCAUCGCUGUCAUCGCCUGCCGCAAGAGAACACAGCAGAUUCCUGUGUCCAGCAACGCUUUAUACCUGAAGAAUCCAGAGUCAGACGGCCAGAGCACGAUUCUCUUUAAAUUCUCCAACCUGGAGAGAGGAGAGAAGGAGCCGCUCCUCCUGCAGUGUGGGACUCAAUACUUCUCCUAAGCACCACAGUUCCAGAGGCUGCUACAUGCACAUGUAUAUACAUUUGGCAGCAGGAAAUACACACCUAUGCCUUUAUAGAAGCAAUGACCACUUUCCUCUUUACACAUAUCAACAUGGUAUAGGUUUAUAUCCCUACAUCUGUGGAUGACCAGUACACAACACGCUGCGUAAUCUGUGGUUCAGCAAGUCACAUACUGUCUGCAUUGUCCCUUUAAGACAAGGUGAUGUUGAUCAAUUAAUGAGGCACUGAGCUUGAAGGCUGACAUUCACUCAUAAUGAUUUAAUAGCUCAAGUGUAGGUCAUGUUUAAACAAUGAUCAUUCAUUUAAGCAUUCUGUCAAUGCGCCAGACUAUACUCUUUUAUUUAUGUUUUUUUUGUCAUAUUGAUGCUUACAUUUGAGAAUGGCUUUGCUUUGCUUUCAAUAGAAGAAUAAAACAUAUUUACUUUGUA